AGUGAAAAUAUGUGUCAUAGACAUAUGACACAUAGUAAUGGCCCACUAAGUUGACCAUCUGGGUCAGUCUGUUCCAAAGGUGUUGAAUGCUUAAUAAUUUGGCAAGCGCUGUCCAAUUGUUAAUAUUCCGGCUACAAACGUCAAUCACUAUAAAACAGUUGCCUCCUCAUUUCAAGUCAUCACUCAAGGACUCGACACUAAUCAGCCAAUAUCGUUCUAGCUGAGAGACCACGAUGUAUUUCACGUUGAACUGCCUAGCCUUCCUCGCAACCCUCAUCGGCCAGGCCAUCUCAGCUCCAUCGGGCUUUUUCGGACCUCCGCCACCUGUUUUCGGCACCCCCUUUCCGGGUCCGCCCCUGGCACCCAGCUUUGUUACAGCGCGCAGCUCGCAGGUCAUCGCCAGGAACUACAAUGCACUUUUCCUAGCGCCGCCCCAACCCGUAUAUGCACCGGCCUAUCCUUACCCGGCCUACCCUCCAGCCUUUGAACCCAGUUAUUUCUUUUGAUUUUCCUAAUUCAUCCUAAAUAGGACGCUUAUGUUUUCUUUUUUGUUUUUUAUAUAUUGUUGUAUAAUAAAAUUGUAAGUUUUGUAUGAA
Molecule: messenger RNA, 596 nt
Organism: Nilaparvata lugens (brown planthopper)
Lineage: Eukaryota; Metazoa; Arthropoda; Insecta; Hemiptera; Delphacidae
Product: formin-like protein 20
Exons: 2
Coding region: 234-506 (90 amino acids)
Source: RefSeq, a predicted model, not a curated record